Messenger RNA from Macrosteles quadrilineatus (aster leafhopper), 2863 nucleotides. Its product is annotated as otoferlin-like. Gene Ontology annotation, biological process: plasma membrane organization. The record is from RefSeq and is a predicted model, not a curated record. NCBI's taxonomy places the organism in Eukaryota, Metazoa, Arthropoda, Insecta, Hemiptera, Cicadellidae. The transcript has a single exon. The coding region runs from base 248 to 2752 and encodes 834 amino acids.
CUGUAGAAUUGAUAAUGGUUACAUUUUAGACAUAUCCCAAUAUGACAGUCACAUUGACACUUUUGUAAGAGUGUUGUGCUUAAACCAAAGCCAACAAACAAAAACUGUGAAAGAAUCAGUUACACCAAUUUGGAAAGAAACUCUGGUUUUAUCAGACAUUAGAUUGUAUACAUCCCAAAUCUUUAGUCAAGAAAAUCCUCCAACGAUAACUGUGGAACUUUGGAAUCAGUCAGAGCAGCCCCCAAGUAUGAUUGGAGUGGAAUUGGUUAAACCAUUGUGUAGAAACCAGAAUCAAGCUGAACUGCAUUGGUUGAAAAUAGGGAAUAAAGCUCAAAUUUUGUCAGUUUUUGAGAUUGUUCAAAUAAAUGCAGAAACUGAUGAUUUAUCAAGUGCAUUAAAUAACUAUCAUCACGAUAUGGAUCCUGAUACAAUAUCUUAUAGAUUAGAGGUAGCAUUUUGGGGGAUUAGACCAGUGGAUGUUUCAGGGUUCAAUCAGAAUAUUUCUCAGGCUCAGGUAAAAAUACAAUGUUCUGAUGGUCAAGUGAAGUCUAGUAUUAUAACUCAAACCAAAACAUCUCUUAAUUUUCAACAUGACUCACUGAUCAUUCCGUUGUCAUUACCUCGUGUGGAUUAUUUCUCUCCCCCAUUGACACUGGAGUUCACCUCUGACAACUUUAGGGGAUGUACAAUUGAAAGAAAUAUAAAUCAAUACAAGUACGAUUUACCGACAAAAAUAAAGUGGGAAGCAUUAAAUGUCCAACGAAAAUCAUUCAUUGAUCAAGCGGAAUCUAGACAUUUUUCUUGUCGAGAGUCUGAAUUAGAUUCAACCCCACUAUUGGAAAUAGAGCCUAGGAGAAGAUCAAUUUCUGGUGAAAAUAUUGGUUCUGGUAUCAAGUUUACUUUGAAAAAAUGUUUUGAUAGUGUCUACUCUAACUUUUCAAAAGUAGUGAGCAGAAUUAGAUUAUCUAAUGUGCAUGUUAAACAUAAGACUGAGGAAGAAGAAUACGACUGGUGGUUAGCAUAUUUCUCUGGAGAUAUAAAAGUUUAUGACAAUGAACUAGAAAACCAAGAAGAAUUCAGUGGGUUUAAUGACGUCCUGAAAACAUUUAUGAUAAAGAAGCAGAAAGAAGCAAUAAUCAGGGUCAAAACUAUGAUUUGCUUAUAUAAAUGGCCUUCUGAUCAAUGUCUGGUAGCAUUUGAUGGUCAUGGCCCUGACAACGGAGUUCUUACAGUGAACGACCUCAGGGAUCAAGUUAAACUUUUAAUCCGGGUGUACUUUAUAAGAGCUUACGAUCUACAUCCUAGCGAUCCAAAUGGGUUGGCAGAUCCAUUUAUUGAGAUAAAAACAAAUUCAAACUGUAUCUCUGAUAAAUCAAAUUACAUUGCAAAACAGUUAGAUCCUGUUUUUGGAAGAUGUUUGGAAAUACCUGCAACACUGCCUACUGACUCAAUUCUUACUAUUCGUGUAAUGGAUUGGGAUAUGUUAACUGCUUCUGAUCUUAUUGGAGAAACGACAAUAGACAUUGAAAAUAGAUUCUAUAGCAAACACAGAGCUACUUGUGGGUUGCCCAAAGUUUAUUCCAAAAGUGGACUCAACUCAUGGAGAGAUGUUGAUAAGCCCACUGAUAUUUUACAAAAUUUGUGCCAUACUUACAACCUUCCACCUCCUAUGUACUGUGAAAAAAGUGUCUUGAUCGGAUCAAAGGAAUUCAUAUUGGAUAAGUCUACAAAGUAUAAAGAAGAUAUUGAUGAAAAUUUAGCUUUAUUAGUUCUCAACAAAUGGAGUGAAAUUCCAGUUGUUGGGCGUCCUCUGGUUCCUCAACAUGUGGAAACACGUGCUUUGUUUGUGAAAGACAAAACAGGACUAGAAAGAGGAAAAUUGGAACUUUGGGUUGAUUUAUUUGAUCGCUCCUCAGGGGAGGUUCCCCAUCCUGUUGACAUAAAGCCACGGAAAUCUCAAGAGUAUGAGUUGAGAGUAGUAAUAUUGAACACUGCAAGAGUUCCUUUGGUGGACGAUUCGUUUUUCGUCGGUAAAAAGCAUACAGACAUAUUCGUCAAGGGUUGGUUAUGGGACACGAGUGAGUCCCAGAUUACAGAUAUACACUACACAUCAAUAAACGGAAGCGGUAAUUUCAACUGGAGAUUUAUUUUUCCAUUUUCAUACCUGAAACAAGAAAAAAGAAUGGUGAUUAGUAAAAAAGAUUUUUUUCGCGUCGGGAAAGCAGAAAGCAAAGUCCCUGCAUUACUCUAUCUUCAAGUAUGGGACAGUGAUCGAAUUUCUCCUGACGAUUUCAUCGGUGCAAUGGUUUUAGAGCUGUGUAAAAUGCCUCGUGGAGCUACUUCAGUAAGGAGUUGCAAACCAAAACGAUUUUUAUCCCCGUCACACACUGUUGACUUGUUUAAAGUGAAACGAUUGAAAGGUUGGUGGCCGUUCUUUCAAAUGUCAUCUGAUAUUGAGCCGAAGAACGCUGGUUUUCUUGAAGCGGAGUUUCAUUUACUAACAAAAGAAGAAGCACUUUUCAACCCUGCAGGAUUGGGUCGAGCUGCUCCAAACGCUUUGCCUGCUCCUCUGAGGCCGAGUGUUAAAAUCAAAUUCUGGCUCGCUCCAUUCCGUGCUGUGACACACUAUGUGUUUGGUGUUCACAAAGGGAAAUGCGCACUAUGUGUUGUUGUUACUGCUAUCGUGAUGUUUCUAUUGGUAGGAAUAUAUUCUGUUCCACUGUUUAUUGUAAAGCGGAUGAUGGAUGCGUGAGUUGAAAAGAAAAAGAACUACAAGUUCAAGUAAACAAGUGUGAUAUAUGGUUAAAAUUGUUGCUGAACUGAUUAUAGUGUAAUAGAAAUUAGUUUAUCAUUUAAAGCUAAU